Molecule: messenger RNA, 771 nt
Organism: Camarhynchus parvulus
Lineage: Eukaryota; Metazoa; Chordata; Aves; Passeriformes; Thraupidae
Product: outer dense fiber protein 3-like
Exons: 6
Coding region: 7-771 (254 amino acids)
Cellular component (GO): cytoskeleton
Source: RefSeq, a predicted model, not a curated record
ACCAACAUGGAGGGACCCUGGGUAGGCAACUGGAGACCUCAUCCCCGACGGGGCCCAAUCCUUGCAGAAUUCAGCACCCCAGGUCCCAAGUACUGGCUCCCUGGGACAACAGGUCAUAUGGCUCAUGAUCCCACCAGACACAGAGCCCCUGCAUACUCAUUUCGAGGGACCAAAGCUCCCUCCACAGACAGCUGCUCACCAGGUCCUCGAUACUUCAUCCAUCCAUCCAUCACCAAGACUGGGAAGUAUAUGCCACCAGCAGCAUAUAUGAUGGGACGUCCCAAGAGCAAGAUUGAGGUCACCCCUGGACCCAGUGACUACACCACGGAACGUGCCAACAAACACGUCUUCCAUACCGCACCAUCCAAUCACAUGGUGUUCCGGCCCAAGGACUUAAAAAGGUUCCGAACACCGGGUCCUGGCACCUACACCUUGCCCAGGAUUCUGGGACCCAACACAGCAUACACUCAUGCUGAACCAUGCUACUCCAUGAAGGGGAAGAGUCAAUACCAGAGCUGUUUUCAAGAUGCCGCAAAGACGCCAGGUCCUGCGGCGUUUGCCAAGGUGGAUCUGGAUGUCUACAAAACCAGGGCUCCCAAGUUCUCAAUGGGACUAAAAACUAAACUGGCUGGGAAGGAUCGGUUUCCAGGUCCAGCAGACUACAACACAGGAAAGGUUGCACUGAUCAAGGCCCGGGAUCCUGCUUACACUUUUGGACUUCGACAUUCUCUCUACAAAGCUUCUUUAAUACCUGCAACACAUCUUGAUUAA